This is a messenger RNA of Owenia fusiformis, 2502 nucleotides long. The record is from the annotation of a GenBank genome assembly. NCBI's taxonomy places the organism in Eukaryota, Metazoa, Annelida, Polychaeta, Sabellida, Oweniidae.
UAGUCAUCAGAGGUUUUGAAGAGAAGGCAAGAAAGGAAAUUCACGAGGGAUCACACAAAUCAAAGCAAGAUGGAUAACGGUACUGCGGUCAGCACUCCCGGAAGAAUUGGGAAUCUCCAUUGGGGAGAUAUUCUUGUUAUUGUUGGCUACUUUGUUGCUGUUAUGGGAGUGGGCAUUUGGUCAUCAUGCAAGAACAGAGGCAGUGUAGGAGGCUACUUCUUAGCUGGUCGCAGUAUGCACUGGGUUCCUGUUGGUGCGUCCUUGUUUGCUAGUAACAUUGGAAGUGGUCAUUUCAUUGGCCUUGCAGGUUCAGGCGCAGCAGGGGGUAUUGGAAUAGCAGCUUUUGAACUGAAUGCUAUUUUCAUCCUGCUGCUCCUGGGAUGGGUGUUUGCUCCAGUUUAUGUUGCUGCUGGGGUUUUUACAAUGCCCGAAUAUCUGAGGAAAAGAUUUGGAGGUCAACGAAUCAGAGUUUACCUUUCUAUUCUGGCUUUGAUUCUCUAUGUGUUUACCAAAAUAUCAGCUGAUUUGUUUGCUGGGGCAGUGUUUAUUCAACAGGCAUUAGGGUGGGAUCUGUACCUGUCAAUCAUCAUACUACUUGCCAUAGCUGCAUUGUUCACCAUUGCUGGUGGUCUAACUGCUGUCAUAUGGACUGACUUCAUCCAGACCAUCAUCAUGAUCAUUGGAGCUUUCAUACUAACUGGAAUCAGCUUCUCAAAGACAGGCAGCUAUGAAGAAACGGUGCAAAAGUUUUUCGAAGCUGUCCCAAAUACCACAUUGUACGGUAGUAGUGACCUCCCAGGAAAUAAUUCUAAUCCUUACGCGAAAUGUGGUAUACCACCACAAAAUUCAAUGAAUUUCUUCCGCGAUAUAACAGAUGGUUUGCCUUGGACGGGAGUGAUAUUUGGACUCACUAUAUCGUCAGUGUGGUAUUGGUGCACCGAUCAGGUGAUUGUACAGAGGGCGCUGUCUGCCAAGAACAUUUCAUAUGCCAAAGCAGGCACCAUCCUUGCAGGGUAUCUAAAAUUUCUGCCCCUUUGGAUUAUUGUUUUCCCUGGCAUGAUUGCAAGAAUCUUAUACCCAGAUGAGAUAGCAUGUACAAACCCGGAUAUCUGCAAAAGAGUAUGCAAUCAGGAGAGUGGAUGCACGAACAUCGCCUACCCAUUACUCGUUAUUCGUCUCAUGCCAAAUUUUGUUAGGGGUCUCAUGUUGGCUGUGAUGAUGUCAGCUUUGAUGUCGUCUCUGACUUCAAUUUUCAACAGCAGCAGUACUAUCUUCACCAUGGAUGUUUGGACCAGGAUUAGAAAACAGGCGUCGGAGACAGAACUUAUGAUUGUAGGCAGAGUAUUUGUACUUUUCCUUGUUGCCAUAGGGAUUGUGUGGAUCCCUAUUGUCCAGAAUUUCUCUGAACUGUUUCACUACAUCCAGAGUGUGACCAGCUACCUGUCACCUCCUGUGUGCGCUGUAUACGUCCUUGCAGUUUUCUGGAAGAGAACUAAUGAACCGGGUGCCUUCUACGGCCUGUUGGUUGGCUUAUUGGUUGGUAUGACACGAUUUAUCUGGGAAUUCAGUUACCCCAAACCUUCAUGUGGACAAGAAGAUACGAGGCCAGCCAUCAUCAAAGAUGUCCACUACUUACAUUUUGGUAUCCUGCUGUUUGGUAUCACUGUCAUAGUGACAGUUACUGUAAGCCUUCUUACUAAACCAAUGCCUGACAAAUACCUUAGAAGACUGACAUUCUGGGACAGAUUCAACAAAGAAGCAGCUGACAAUGUUUCCUUGAUGGACAAAGAUGAACUUGCAGAACAAAACAAACACAUCGAGGAGAAACAAGCCAAAUCUUCAGAACAGGCUCCAGUUGUAGAGCAACCAGAACUUGAGGAGGAACUUCCUUGGUACAAAACAGCCUGUAACUGGAUUUGCGGAAUUGAGAAAAUGGUUGAUCAACCCCAGCUUACAGAUGAAGAAAUCAGAGCCCUUCAAGAGAAACAAAACUCUAUAUAUGAGGAACCAACAUGGAGGAGGGUUCUGAAUGCAAAUGCUAUUAUACUCAUGGUUGUUGCCAUCUUUUUCUGGGGAUUUUAUCAUUAAGUUUAGAUUCGAGUCAACUACAUGUAAGAUCUGUUGUUGCCCAUAUUAGGACAUGAAUGAUGGUUUCUAGAUCACCGUUUAUACACCACUGAGAUUUGUUUAUCGAUUUGAACAAACUGUUCCAGAAUUUUGUGAAUACUAUAAGGCAAAUUACAUCGGGGCCCGAACUAGGUUAUACGAGUCCCGUUCCCUCAAUGGGCUAUGUACAACCUUGUACAGGCCAAGUAACAAGUUCCACAAUUGCUCAUAAUUUCCAAGCCUCGACUGGCUUGUGAUAACAAGACCCGCAUUAUGGCAUAUUACAUGUAUAUUUAAUAAUUGCAGGUAUGAUGUAAAAAUGAAAUAAAAUGAAAUAAAAAAUUGCAUAUUUUGUAUAAACAUCUAAAGGAAACUUUAAAAUGUUUGUAUAAUAAU